AUCCGCACCUUCCCCGCGGAGGGCGCCCCGGCCAGCUGUCCCUUAGCCCGAGAAACACCCAGGCUGGGCCGCAGAGGCCGCUUCUCGGAGGGACCCCCUCAACGCUUAAUUGGGGGUGGGGAGAGGAGCGGAGGAAUGCUCUCUGAACUGCCUAGUCUCACCGGCUACCCCAGGGUGGGGGCGCUCCUUGGGGUGCUGUUUAACCAACUCCCUGCCCAUCUAGCCAUGGAACCCCCUUCCAGGAGCUGUCCAGACGGAGACAGUUCCUGAGAGAGCACGCGGCCCCCUUCUCCGCCUUCCUCACUGACAGCUUCGGCCGGCAACACAGCUACCUGCGAAUCUCCCUCACCGAGAAGUGCAACCUCAGAUGUCAGUACUGCAUGCCUGAGGAGGGCGUCCCACUGACCCCCAAGGCUGACCUGCUGACCACAGAGGAGAUCCUGACCCUUGCCCGGCUCUUUGUGAAAGAAGGCGUAGACAAGAUCCGGCUUACUGGGGGAGAGCCGCUCAUUCGGCCGGAUGUGGUGGACAUUGUGGGCUUUUGUCCAGCCUCACCAGGAAUGAGGGGGCUGAUGCCGCCUCCCAUUCUCUCUGCAGCUCAGCUCCACCGGCUGGAAGGGCUGAGGACCAUUGGCAUCACCACCAAUGGUAUCAACCUUGCCCGGCUGCUGCCUCAACUUCAGAAAGCUGGGCUCAGUGCCAUCAACAUCAGCCUGGAUACCCUGGUGCCAGCCAAGUUUGAGUUCAUCGUCCGCAGGAAAGGUUUCCACAAAGUCAUGGAGGGCAUCCACAAGGCCAUCGAGCUGGGCUACAGCCCUGUGAAGGUGAACUGUGUGGUGAUGCGAGGCCUAAAUGAGGAUGAGCUCCUGGACUUUGUGGCCUUGACCGAGGGCCUCCCCCUGGACGUGCGCUUCAUAGAGUACAUGCCCUUCGAUGGCAACAAGUGGAACUUCAAGAAGAUGGUCAGCUACAAGGAGAUGCUGGACACCCUCCGGCAGCAGUGGCCAGAGCUGGAGAAGCUGCCCGAGGAGGAAUCCAGCACAGCCAAGGCCUUUAAAGUCCCUGGUUUCCGAGGCCAGGUCAGCUUCAUCACGUCCAUGUCUGAGCAUUUCUGUGGAACCUGCAACCGGCUGCGAAUCACAGCAGACGGGAACCUCAAGGUCUGCCUCUUCGGGAAUUCAGAGGUGUCUCUACGGGAUCACCUGCGGGCGGGGGCCUCCGAGGAAGAGUUGCUGCAAAUCAUCGGGGCCGCUGUGGGCAGGAAGAAGCGGCAGCAUGCAGGCAUGUUCAGUAUUGCCCAGAUGAAGAACCGGCCCAUGAUCCUCAUCGAGUUACUUUUGAUGCUCCAAGAUUCCCCACCAGCCAUUCCAAGCAUUUCCUCCCAGGACCCCUUUCGUGUUCAGGGUAUAGGACACAGAGUGAGUUUCUCCAACCAGAUGGCGACUUUGUGGAAAGGAUGCCGGGGCCCCCGGACCUCUCUCCUUGCCCAGCGGUGGCUGGGGUCCGGCCCCCCUCAGAGACACUGCAGUUCCCGUCUAGACUCAGAUACCAACCCCAAGUGCCUUAGUGCAGUGUCCCGGGCUCCUGCCACCCCCUCAGGACCCCCGCCAACCUCGGACCAACUAACCCAUGUGGACGCAGAAGGACGGGCAGCUAUGGUAGAUGUGGGCGGGAAGCCGGACACGGAGCGGGUGGCUGUGGCCUCGGCUGUGGUCCUUCUGGGGCCCGUGGCUUUCAAGCUUGUCCAGAAGAACCAGCUAAAGAAGGGAGAUGCCCUGGUGGUGGCCCAGCUGGCCGGAGUCCAGGCCGCCAAGCAGACCAGCCAGCUGAUUCCUCUGUGCCACCACGUGGCCCUGAGCCACGUCGAGGUACAACUGGAGCUGGACAGCACACGCCAUGCCGUGGGGAUCCAGGCGUCUUGCCGGGCUCGGGGCCCCACUGGGGUGGAGAUGGAAGCCUUGACCGCGGCUGCUGUGGCCGCCCUCACCCUGUACGACAUGUGUAAGGCUGUCAGCAGACACAUUGUGUUGGGAGAAAUCAAGCUUAUUAGCAAGACUGGGGGGCAGCGGGGGGACUUCCAUCGGACUUAGCUCUUGCCCCUCCCCCCCGGGCCCAGCCAGGUCGAGAUGGGAUGCAGUUCCGGGCAAAUCCUGCAACCCUGUCACUGUUGACCUUCACCAGUAGGAACUCGAGGUCAGCCUACCCCCUCUACUGCUACAUGAUCGGUAGUGACCUGCAAGGUUUUCUACGUUCAGAGAGGAAACCAGCAGGCCCGUCAGCCUUCCUGGACACUACAGUCGUGGGAGGGGGUCACCACGAGCAGUGCCAAUGAACAGAAAAAUCACGUCAUCUGAAAUGGUCCCCAGAUAACACAUCUAGGUUCAGACAGUCCCGUCCGUGACUUCCGCUUCUCAUUUUGGGUUUUCUCUUCUUCUUCCUUGGGGAGAGAAUAAGGGCUCACGAAGUAGAGGGAACCCGCUUUGAGGAGGGAAAAGUGCAGUUUGCAUUAAGAAUGUUCCACAGCUCCUCCAAAGCAGCUCUGCCUUCCAGAGUUUGUGGAGCCACAGCCCCACCCUUUCUUGCCUGUCACCCCUCUGAAAGGGCCAGUUAGCACCUCCUUUUACCCCAGUCUUUGUCCCAUCAAACUUGCAGGGUUUGGGCUUAACAAUUGCACUUGACCUGCCAGCUCCCUUUCCUGGGCCCCUUCCCCCUAGAACAGGACCCACACGGGCAGCAGCCCUGAGGACUCCUGACCGAGCACACAUCCCACACCUGGCCCUGCACACUGCUGUUCCACCCACCACCCACACCCCUUUAUUCUGGAACAUAUCAGGGAAAGAAGAGAGUUGAAGAUUGCCUUCACCCUCACAGUGCACAAAAUAAAGCCACGAUGCCAACUUUG
This is a messenger RNA of Prionailurus viverrinus (fishing cat), 2902 nucleotides long. RefSeq names its product molybdenum cofactor synthesis 1 (gene MOCS1). Bases 381 to 2090 code for a protein of 569 amino acids. The transcript has 11 exons. Gene Ontology annotation, biological process: Mo-molybdopterin cofactor biosynthetic process. The record is from RefSeq and is a predicted model, not a curated record. Gene Ontology annotation, molecular function: cyclic pyranopterin monophosphate synthase activity; metal ion binding; 4 iron, 4 sulfur cluster binding. NCBI's taxonomy places the organism in Eukaryota, Metazoa, Chordata, Mammalia, Carnivora, Felidae.